AUGACUGGAAUGCCCUCUAGACCGUCCUCUCUCUCCAGAUGCAUGCCGGCUUUAAAAAUUACACGGAACCCGCGAUGCUUGGCCUCGUCUCCGCCGGUUGCUUUGGGGAGAGCCGGGAGCGACUCUGAUGCCGACCAUGUGUGGGGACGCGGGGCGGCGAAGGCAUCUUUGGCACCGAGACGGCGCAGCAGGAGCACUGCGAUCUCCGACGACAAGACUGCACCCUCUGGAGGCAUGGCUGACAAGAACAGCACCCUGAAAUGCACGUUCUCUGCUCCUGGCCACAGCACCACUCUACUGCAGGGACUGGCCUCGCUCCGAGCUCAGGCUCAGCUGCUUGAUGUCAUCCUCACUAUAAAUAAUGAAGUGUUUCAGGUUCAUAAAGUUGUCUUGGCUGCCUGCAGUGACUAUUUCAGGGCGAUGUUCACGGGCGGGAUGAGAGAAGCCAGCCAAGAUGUGAUCGAACUGAAAGGUGUAUCUGCAAAAGGACUGAAACACAUAAUAGACUUUGCGUACAGUGCUGAAGUGACUCUUGAUCUUGACUGUAUUCAGGAUGUGCUGGGAGCUGCUGUCUUCCUCCAGAUGGUGCCUGUCGUGGAGCUCUGUGAAGAAUUUCUGAAGUCCGCCAUGAGCGUAGAAACGUGUCUCAAUAUCGGGCAGAUGGCCACCACCUUUAGCCUCGCAUCCUUGAAGGAAUCAGUAGAUGCAUUCACUUUUAGGCAUUUCCUCCAGAUCUCCGAGGAAGAGGAUUUCCUCCACCUGCCACUGGAGCGCCUCGUUUUCUUCUUGCAGAGCAAUAAGCUGAAAAGCUGCAGUGAAAUAGACCUCUUCCGUGCUGCCGUCCGCUGGCUGCAGUAUGACCCAACGCGCCGUGCCAAUGCCAGCCAGGUGCUCUGCCACAUCCGCUUCCCGCUGAUGAAGUCCUCGGAGCUGGUGGACAGCGUCCAGACCUUGGACAUCAUGGUGGAAGAUGUCUUGUGCCGGCAGUAUUUGCUGGAAGCCUUCAAUUACCAGAUCCUGCCCUUCCGUCAGCACGAGAUGCAGUCCCCUCGGACCACCAUUCGCUCGGAUGUCCUGUCCCUCAUCACCUUUGGUGGCACUCCCUACACCGAUAACGACCGCACAGUGAGCUGCAAAGUCUACUACCUGCCAGAUGCCAGCAUGCGCCAGUUUAAGGAGCUGACGGAAAUGGAGGUGGGCAGCAGCCACUCCUGCGUGGCCGUGCUCGACAACUUCGUCUACAUCGUAGGCGGGCAGCACCUGCAGUACCGGAGCGGCGAGGGAGCUGUGGAUAUCUGCUACCGUUACGAUCCGCACCUCAACCAGUGGCUACGCAUCCAGGCCAUGCAGGAGAGCAGGAUCCAGUUCCAACUCAACGUCCUCCACGGCAUGGUGUAUGCCACCGGUGGGAGGAACCGGUCGGGGAGCUUGGCCUCGGUAGAGAAGUAUUGCCCCAAAAAUAACGAGUGGACUUACGUGUGCUCCCUGAAACGCAGGACGUGGGGGCACGCUGGAGCCACGGUAGGAGACAAAUUGUACAUAUCAGGUGGGUAUGGCAUUUCAGUAGAAGACAAAAAAGCCCUGCAUUGUUACGACCCCGCCGUGGAUCAGUGGGAGUUUAAAACCCCAAUGAACGAACCCAGAGUUUUGCAUGCCAUGGUCAGUGCAAAUAAUAGGAUUUACGCUCUGGGUGGCCGCAUGGACCACGUUGACCGUUGUUUUGAUGUUUUGGCUGUGGAAUAUUACGUGCCUGAAACAGACCAGUGGACAACGGUGAGCCCGAUGCGUGCAGGUCAGUCGGAAGCUGGCUGUUGUUUACUAGAAAAAAAGAUUUAUAUAGUAGGAGGGUACAACUGGCAUCUGAACAAUGUUACAAGCAUUGUGCAGGUGUAUAACACAGAAACUGAUGAAUGGGAAAGGGACCUACAUUUUCCAGAAUCUUUUGCUGGGAUAGCAUGCGCUCCCGUUAUACUGCCGCAGGUAACGACCCAGAGAUAACCACGCACGACCGUGUUGGCCCGCGAAAUCACCUCGUGUUGCAUGUUAUCAGGAUGCCGUGUUGUUUCUUUGUUGUUUGCAAAUGGUAUUGUGCAUUUUGUGGGUGAGGGAAGGAGAAAAAUAGCUUGCGUUCCCUCCUCCAUGAAGUCCCUCCUCCCCUUCUGUAGUGUUCUGGCAAGCGAGUUUCAUCAGGAGCACUUGUCAGCUAGUUAGACUUAACAGAUGUUACAGCUGGAAAAAGCUUUUCUCUUUUUCUCUUUUUUUUUUUUGAUGGGGGGGUGCAUUUUGCCAACUUUUCAUAUUUUUAACGGUGUCACACGUUGUAAACAUUGGCAGCUCAGGAGUAAUUAAGUACUGUGGUAUGUUUCAAAGAGUUCAGGUGUGAUUUUUAUUAAUAGCUUCAAAAAAAAAAAACAUUGUAUGUCGCUUUGUUGUUUUUUAGCAAACAAAAGAAAACCAAAACCCGUAUAACACACUGACCUCCAGAAGCAAUAAAGGGACAGUGAGAGCUGGGAGAGCUCAGGUGCUUGGGUUGUGAAAGCAUAUUCUUGCUUUUCAAAGGUGACUUUUUUCCCCCCUUCCUAAAAGGGGAAUACUUAUCCUGGCACCCCUCUGGUCUCCAUUGGUUCUUCAUUGCUUGGGUGACACUGAAAUUCCAGAUCCUUCCUCACCCCCUCCAGAUAACAGCAUGAUACUCGGGGCCAGAAGUGCUCCCUUAACUGGGGCAUCCGGAGUUUGCAACACUAAAGCCAUGUCGAUAGCUUGAUUACAAAUAAAAGGGCAUGAUUAUUAUUGGGGUUUUUUUUAUAACUGCCAAAAAUGCAUUGGCUUCACUGGCAAUAAGAGCUCUGCAGCUCUUCCUCUGGGCGCCCCACGAAAGCAGAGGGCGCCCGGGGCGUCUGGUUCAGGACCCCGCUGCCUUUCCCGUCGCUCCACCGGUACACCUUCAUCCAUCCCCUUUUUGUACAGUAAAGGAGGUGGGUGCUACUUGUUCAUAAGCUUGACGGUUUUCUCCCUUGGCUUGUAAAUAAGAUCCUUGGCAUCAUAAUAGGGUGGAAGUCUAAGUAGAAUGCUUUUUUUAUUGUUGUUGCCAGUGAGUAUUUCAAAUCAAGAGAUUUAUUUUAAGAUGACUCUGUCAUUUUUGUAAAAUCUGUGUUUACUGCACAGACUAAUGUUACUUCCUGAACUUUCCUUUCUUCCAAGCCAUUUUCUCUAAUUAAUUUGACUGAUUAAAGAAUUGAAAGUUUCUCCUUUUAUCAGGUAUUCUGUUUCAAGGGCUUUGUUUUGUAUCCGUAUAGGUUGGAUUUUGAUGUAUGCACUCUUCUUUUUAGAGAAACCGUUGCAUUCUGCUGUUAAAUAAAUACUCUGCUGUAACCUUUAGACACAAUAUAUAAUGUCUGUUUUGCUAAUGAAUCAUUGAUCAGGGCCGUGUAAAGCAUGAACUCCAUACCUCAGAUUCACUUAAAGAUAUUUUUCUCUAAUAAUGAAAUUGAAGCACCUUUGGAUAUGAUCCGGUGAGGACACACGCUCCUCAGUUCAGCUCUGCAUUCUACAUUUCAGAUGAAAUGAUGCAUAGUUUCAUCUGUUCCUAUCUAUUUGUUGGUUUGCCAAUAAUAAAUUAAUGAAAAGUACUUGUUGGUGUAUGGUAUGCUAAAGUCAGUGGGCAAGCUCCGCGUCCCAGCUCUCAGGCAGUUAAUUUACUCCAUUCUCUGCUCGUUUGGUCUGGCGGAGAAGCUAGGGACACUGCGGAACAGGCUUGGCAGAUAACAAGCCCAUUUUGAAAGGAUGAAAUGUAACUCCAUACGAGCUUCAAUAUUACAAAAUAAUGGAUUUUCUUUUUUUUUUUAAUGCUUCCGUAUGUUUAUGAUGAGGGUACUUUCUUAGGUUAGUAACAAAUGGAAGGUUACUCGCUUUCCUAUUUGCGGAAUACGAUUAAUCUUCUUAAGAGUGUGUCAUUCCUUCAUCAUUGCUUUCCUAAAAUACUUAAGUAUUCUUCCCUAUUUUAUUUAAAUUUUUCUGCCAAAAGGAUUUCUGCGGCAGCAGUUGAUGGUUUGGGUGUUCUCUGAUAACCUGGGUUUUUCUGAACGUGCAGCCGUAGUGCUCAUAAGCCCCACCAGGUCAGAUGGCUGGAGAGAACCCAUGCGAUGACCGCAGCUGGCGUCUCUUCAUGAGGAAACCGUGCUUUAUUUUUCCCUUCAAGCCUUGAAGGUAUGUGUGUGUCUCUCGGGGGGUAAAGGGGUGGAAAAAAAAAAAUCCUUGAAAAAGUGAAAAAGCACGUUUGGUGUCACUUUUAAGGUCAACCUUGCAACAUAAACUUAACCUCCGUAUCCAUUCCUGUUGGAAGGGUGGCUUUGCAGACAGGAGGAUACACAAAGCCAUUCUGUAACUGUAUUUAAAACACAGACCAACUUGUUGCAGCAAACUGGCCCGGUACCCACAUUCCCAUUCCCUGGCACUGUGGAGCGGGGGCUGGGAAAAGUUUCCAAAUUCUCUCACUGAGACUUGCAACAACGCGCUGCUGUGCACCACCUCUCUUUGUUACCGGAAUGUUCUUUUUAUAGCGAUAUAAAUAAUUAUUUUUCAUAACAUUAGCUAGAAAUAUCCUAGCUGUUCUAAAUUUAGCAGAGACUGGCUAAAAUAUUUGUGGAAGUGCGUAUCAUCCAUAUUGAUAAUAAAGUUUGUUUUACCCCUGGUGAAGUAUGUAGUGGUGGCUCUGGGCUGUUCCAUGCGUAACCUGUCCGUUAUUCUGCAAAUAAACGGGUUUGAUUCUUUUGCUGCGUUCAGCAACUUGACAACGAGCUGAAGGAUUCUGCAUAAAUAUCUGAAGUGAUCGCGCUCCGGGGCUGGGGUGGAGAAGGCGCUUUGCAGGAUGCCCUGUGUGCACAGCAAGUGGCCUGGGCUCCUCUCUCCUUCAAGAAUGAGCAAAGCCGGAUAAAUGUUUGAUUGCACUCGGAGUCAUUUAUUAGUCUCAGAGCAGCAAUAAACAUUAUAGGGGUAAACCUGAUUUGGUACAUUUUAAAAUACCCUUGAACAGAUGGGGAACAGUAAAAGCGCAGCAUCAUUAGUUCUAGGUAUUUGCAGAGUAUGCAUGUCCCAUUAGGGACUCCUGUCAUGGCCGGGAUAAUAGCUUCUGUCUUCUCUGAUGUUUUAUGGGCCUGAAAUUGUACUUAAAACUAUAAAGAAAGAAAGCACUAGAACUCUUGGCAGGGUGCGGAGUAGCUAGAGAUUGGGAAUGUCUGCAUCCUAUUAAUGGUGUCAUUGACCCUCUUCCAGAGGGUCUGUCGGCUCGGCAAGCCCACUGUCAUUUCUGCCUAUCCUAGAACCCGGCUAAUUCACGCAGACGUGUCCUAGCGUUCCUACCGGGGUCUUGGAAGUUUAAGAGCAGCGGAAAAUUUCAUUUCUUUGAUUUACAAUGAAUGAAGGCGCUCCCACUAGCUCUUCGUACCCUGGUGCUGAUUUAAAACGAUGCUGCGCAACAGCAGUGCUCGGGACCUCGCGUAAGCCACAUCAAACCCAGUCAGACGUUUCCACUUCCAUGUCUGUGAUAAGGUCUUUAGUUGCUGAAACUCUGCAAACUUUAGGGACAUUUAUCAUGCUAGGAUUAUUGAAGCCAGACUACUGUCAGAAUAAAUAAAACAUGUUUCCCAGUGCAACUCUAAUUAUGAUUUUUAGCCAGUUGUGUAAUGUGCGGAACUUUAUUUACAAUAAAUCUUCCAGUUGCUUGCAUAAAUGAAUGGGAUUUCAUCACUUGUGACUUAAGGACCAGGAAAAGUUAAUGUGGCUGAAUAAACGUACAGUCUAGCCUGGGCGUGUUGGCGUGUCAGGGAGCAGAGCUGGCUGGUGGUGCCUUCCUGAGAGGGCUCAGCUACCUGGAAUUUCACCUGGGAGCAUAUAUAUCUCUCUCUGUCUCGCACGGAGACAUCUCUCCCUGCAAGUUAUUUUUUACAGAGACAGCUUAGAUUCUGCUCUGCAUUUUAAUGGUGAGUAGGCACAGUAUCAUCCCACAGGCUCCAGAACUUUUGUUUCUCAUUCCAAACUAAUAACUGAGUUUCAGUAACACAAGUUUGGCACUUUUCAGUUAAAUAUUUCAACUUUAGGGAG
Molecule: messenger RNA, 6099 nt
Organism: Chroicocephalus ridibundus (black-headed gull)
Lineage: Eukaryota; Metazoa; Chordata; Aves; Charadriiformes; Laridae
Gene: KLHL26
Product: kelch like family member 26
Exons: 3
Coding region: 1-1998 (665 amino acids)
Molecular function (GO): protein binding
Source: RefSeq, a predicted model, not a curated record